Entamoeba invadens IP1 is the source of this 609-nucleotide messenger RNA. RefSeq names its product peroxiredoxin, putative. The record is from RefSeq and is a predicted model, not a curated record. Bases 1 to 609 code for a protein of 202 amino acids. Gene Ontology annotation, biological process: cellular response to stress; response to oxidative stress; cell redox homeostasis. The transcript has a single exon. Gene Ontology annotation, cellular component: cytosol. Lineage: Eukaryota; Evosea; Mastigamoebida; Endamoebidae. Gene Ontology annotation, molecular function: thioredoxin peroxidase activity.
AUGUCCACUGAACCAUCUAACGAACAUCCGAAAAUGGAAUGUGCCUGUGACGCUCCCAAGAGUGAGUCUUUAGGUGACAAAUUAGCCAAUUGGUAUUAUAGUGUGACCGACACUACAGCGGAGAUCAAAGUUGAGAGUAAGAGUCCUGAAGUGAAAGGGCCUUCAUACUUAAAAGGGGAGAUUAAAGACUAUGAAAUGACUCAAAACGGGAAAUAUAAAGUUCUAGUCUUUUAUUGUAAAGAUUACUCCAUCGUCUGUCCAAAGGAACUCGUCGCUUUCAAUGAAAAGUUCAAAUCAUUCCAAGACAACAACGCAGAGUUAAUUGGGAUAUCCGUCGACAACGUAGAAACGCAUAAGAAAGUCUCUGAGGCAACUAAGGAGAACUCAGGAAUAGGAAUGUUGGAAUAUCCUUUGGUAGCUGAUACUACUCACAAAAUUUGUAAAUCAUUUGGCGUCAUGAGUAUGACCGGCGUGGCAUGUCGGGCUACUAUUAUUGUAAAUCCAGAUAAUAUUGUUAAGUACGUCCAAAUCCAUUCACUUUUAUUCCAAAGAGAUACUCAAGCUAUCUUGGAUGAAUUGAUUAAACUUCAAAAGGGAGAUAGUAAGUAA